GAAGCUGCCAUGCCUUCCGGGGGCCGCGGGCGGUCCCGGCUACGGCUCGGGGAACGUGGCCUCUUGGAGCCACCCUCACCGCCCAAGCGCCGCCUGCUCCCGCGGGCGCACUUCUUGCCCCUGCUUCUGCUGUCCCUGGCCGUGGCCUCGGCGUUCUACACCAUCUGGAGCGCCUGGCACCGCCAGACUGAGGAGCUGCCACGGGGUCGGGAGCUGCGGGGCCGGUUGAUCGGAAGCCUCCCCGAAGCUCGGCUGCGGAGGGUGGUGGGGCAACUGGAUCCACACCGUCUCUGGAACACUUAUCUGCGCCCCCUGCUGGUUGUGCGGACCCCGGGCAGCCCUGGCAAUCUCCAAGUCAGAAAGUUUCUGGAGGCUACACUGCGGACCCUGACUGCAGGCUGGCAUGUGGAACUGGACCCCUUCACGGCCUCGACACCCCUGGGGCCACUGGACUUUGGCAACGUGGUGGCCACGCUGGACCCAGGGGCUGCUCGUCACCUCACCCUUGCCUGCCAUUAUGACUCCAAGCUCUUCCCAUCUGGUUCGACUCCCUUUGUGGGGGCCACGGAUUCGGCUGUGCCUUGUGCCCUGCUCCUAGAGCUGGCCCAGGCCCUCGACCGGGAGUUGAGUAGAGCCAAAAAGCAGGAAGCCCCAGUGACUCUGCAGCUGCUCUUCUUGGACGGUGAAGAGGCACUGAAGGAGUGGGGGCCCCAGGACUCCCUCUAUGGCUCCCGGCACCUGGCCCAGCUCAUGGAGUCUGCACCCCACAGCCCAGGCCCCACCAGGAUCCAGGCUAUCGAGCUCUUCAUGCUUCUUGAUCUCCUGGGCGCCCCUAAUCCGAACUUCUACAGUCAUUUCCCUCACACGGCCCGCUGGUUCCAUCGGCUGCGGAGCAUCGAGAAGCGCCUGCACCGCAUGAACCUGCUACAGUCUCAUCCCCAGGAAGUGAUGUACUUCCAGCCUGGGGAGCCCCCUGGCUCUGUGGAAGAUGACCAUAUCCCCUUCCUCCGCCGAGGGGUUCCGGUGCUCCACCUCAUCUCCAUGCCCUUCCCCGACGUCUGGCACACACCCCACGACUCGGAGGCCAACCUGCACCCCCCCACGGUACACAACCUGAGCCGCAUCCUCGCUGUGUUCCUGGCUGAGUAUCUGGGGCUCUAGCCUCUGUAGCUGACUCUGAAGGAGAAGUGCCCGGCCAGGACAUGCCAAGGACACAUGGAACCAGCUCAGGCCAGGAUUCCCCGGGGUAUGCAGCCUUAUCCUUUUCUUUGGUAUGGAUUCUACUUGCGCUGUGAUCGGAAGACCCACUUUCCUUUGACUAUCUCAGGCUGUCACUCUUUAAAGACAUGGAAGAGACGAGAAGACUGUGGGGGCGGCAGCCGAAGAAAUAAGAGCUUGGACCCCGUCCUGGA
This is a messenger RNA of Odobenus rosmarus divergens (Pacific walrus), 1412 nucleotides long. It is a transcript of the gene QPCTL, whose product is annotated as glutaminyl-peptide cyclotransferase-like. The transcript is spliced from 7 exons. Gene Ontology annotation, molecular function: glutaminyl-peptide cyclotransferase activity; zinc ion binding. The coding region runs from base 10 to 1161 and encodes 383 amino acids. The record is from RefSeq and is a predicted model, not a curated record. Lineage: Eukaryota; Metazoa; Chordata; Mammalia; Carnivora; Odobenidae.